UAAAAAAUGAAGUUGCUAGUAUUUGCUCUUUGCUGCGCUGUUCUCAGUCAACAGGUUAUAUCGCAGGAAUCAUUAGACAUCAAUGAUAUUUCAAUUUGUCUUAAGAAUAUAGUGCAAAGUGGGUCGCCAGAAUUUGGCAUACCAAUUUUAGAUCCACUGAAUAGUGAAUUAAGUGUAGAUUUAGCUACUUUCGGAAUUAAUUUAGUCAGCGGUACUCUAGAUCUUAAAAACUUGUUGCUUCAAGGAAUCUCCGGUUUUAAUUUAGAAGAUGUCGAUAUCAGCAUUAACGGAAAUGAGUUAACGCUGAAUUUCAAAUUGAUAGAACCGAGAAUAACGAUUGAUGCUGAUUAUAAUGUGAAUGCACAUAUAUAUGGGUUCCCCGCAAUUUCAAAUGGAAAACUAAAUGCCAUUAUUGUUGAUUUAGUUGCUUUAGUUAACAUCACAGCUGAUCUGCAAAUUGGAGAUAUUAUAGUUGAAAAUUUCCAAAUCAGUCCCAAAAUUGGCAAUGUGGAUGUGAAAAUCAGUGGCAUAUUAGGCACUUUGGUCAGCACGGUAGUGAACACUUUCUUCAACAAUAACUCAAAAGAACUUGGUGUUAUUAUUGGAAAUUAUUUGAAGCAAAUUAUUAACAAUGGCAAAGGGACUGAGUAUGAUAUAAAUAACAUUAUCAAUGUCAUCUUUACGGAAUGCAUUAAUCUUUAA
This is a messenger RNA of Nicrophorus vespilloides, 702 nucleotides long. RefSeq lists its product as uncharacterized. Bases 7 to 702 code for a protein of 231 amino acids. The transcript is spliced from 3 exons. The record is from RefSeq and is a predicted model, not a curated record. Lineage: Eukaryota; Metazoa; Arthropoda; Insecta; Coleoptera; Silphidae.